AUGUCCGGUUCCAUGCCGGGUCCCGAGUGCGCGGGCUGUCAAAAGCCCAUUCGCGAGCGGUUCCUGCUCAAGGCGCUGGACCAGCUGUGGCACGAGGACUGCCUCAAGUGCGCCUGCUGCGACUGCCGCCUCGGAGAGGUCGGCUCCACCCUCUUCACAAAGGCCAACCUCAUUCUCUGCAAGAGGGACUACCUCAGGUUAUUCGGCACCACCGGGCUAUGCUCAGCGUGCAACAAGACCAUCCCAGCCUUCGAGAUGGUCAUGAGAGCACGCGGCAACGUCUAUCACCUGGAGUGCUUUGCCUGCCAGCAGUGCAACCACAGGUUCUGCGUGGGCGACCGCUUCUACCUACACGAGAAUCGCAUCCUCUGCGAGUACGACUACGAGGAGCGAAUGAUCUUCGCUAACAUGCCGUACUUCGGCGGUGCCGGUGGCGCUGGCACCGGAGGAAUGCCGGGGCCAGGGGCCGGCGGACCAAUGGGUCUCAACCAUCACCACGGCCCACCGCCACCCGGAAUGACGUCGGCCUCGGGAGGUGGUCUCGGGGGCCAGCCCAAGCGAUUGCCAGGACAGACACCGCCUGUGCCCGUGCCCCCGAUGGCUGGACCCGGUGUACAGGGAGCACCCCCUGGCCCGUCCGGAGCGGCACCUCCGGGGUCUCUGCCCAACGGCACGGCAGGUCACCACAUGACGGACGGUGCGGACCAUCUCUCGGGUGGUGUCCACACCGUGGGACACCCUUCGGCGCACACUAGUGGUCCCUUCGGGAACCAGCCACCCGGCACAGAGUCCAUGCUGGAAGCCAAGUGAAACCAGACUAUGCCGCCGUUGUCAAGGCUGGGAAUCCUUCAAGAUAGCACCGCCUCGAUCUACUGGCCUGGUGUAAUGGAAGGCGUUUUCAUUAGUGAAACUAUCGUUCAUUCCUGUCAAACGGUGCCACCGUAAUGAAGAGAACUUGGGGAUAAAAGUCUAGGCUAGGCAUCGGUUGGUUUUCUCGGAUAAGUGUGAGACAUUUGCGUUUUAAAUAUCAAGAAAAAAAAAGAAUCGUUUUAUGAUACAAACCCCGAUACACACAUUACUAUUGCGAGUUUUCACGUUUGAAGAUGAGGGUGUCUGAUUGAACACUGCAUUGGGGUUUAUUCUUUUUCUCUCAUUCUUUCUUUCUAUCUUUCUUUUGUCGCCAGUAGCACGUUUUGAGUAAAUGCAUGUAAUGUUUCAAGACUAGCAUAGAGUAAAAAAAAAAACGGGAAGAAGUACUAUCGCGUUCAACAGUACUUGCUGCACAAGAGCUGAGAAUGGAGCUCACGGAGCAGGUGGCCGCCAAUGUGUGAGACUCCUGGAAAAAUUGAAAUGCUGAAGAUACCAGCAGUCCACCGAUGCGUAUACCCCGCUCACGUUAUUGUGCGUUUGUAUCUUGGACUAAUUUGGUGAUAGGAUCGGACUACGUGAGUCAGCAAUCUUGUCAUUGAGCGAAUACACGCUGUGACUGCCUCAUUAAUAAUGAUUCAUUUCCCUUUGUUUAUUGGGCCUCAAUAUAUCGUUGCAUAGUACAUGAUGACGUUAACUGAUAGCGGGACACGGUGCGUUAGUUCACGUCAGCCGAUCACUGUAGUCAUCGGCUAUUAUCUCGCUCAAUAAUUGCUCCCGGCUAAACUGCAAAAUGGAAAAAAAAGAACUAGCGAUUGUUCCGUAAUCGAAUACAACUGAUGAGCGAAGGUUAGUAGAAGCGGGACGCAAACGAUUCUGCGCCUGGUCUCACCGCUGGCUUUUAUGAGUGGCUGAUAGGUUGGGGAGCGGGUAGGGAGAGCGUCUGUAACGCUCGGUGGCGGGAACGACUGAGCAAGUGAGCGUGCGGCGCGCGCAGCGCAGGGCGAGCCAGCCCAGGAAGCAGAUCUACCACUGAGUGGAACCCCGAAAAUGCCCCGCGUUUGAAGGCAACAGGGCGAAGCGAUGGUUUCGCACGUUCGCUGGUAUGAGGGGAGAGGGCAUAGUAAAAGAAGGAAGGAGAGGGGUUCAGGUGAGAAAUGGGGCAAGCGGUAAUGCAGCGGGGAGCUUCGACGACGACGGCGGCGACUGUGGGCAGCGGGCUUAAAAACCUUCCCUUUAAACCCAAAAAACAAAAAAAAACGAAUAAAGAGGCACGGCAGCGUUGGGGCAUGAGGAAGCAUGUUAUACUAAAGGCGAGUAAUGUCGUGCGAGUUCGCGCAGUAAGGUAAUAUUGCCGCUUCGACGAGAAGCAGCAGCUGAUCCAUAAGCAGGACGAGGAGGUAUGCGCAUUGCAGGACACACAAUACCCUUUUCUUCAUUGAUUUCGUGAGCAUGUUUCGUAAAAAUAUCUCGCGUUUGCGCAGCCAUCUCGGACACUAGCACCCCCCGCCACAUCACGCGUUGCAUUUGUGCGCGCGAGUACAUAUGAUUAGGCGAUAAUUCUGGGAAGAAAGUAUGACGUGUGCAAUUGUCACUUUAUGACAUUACUCCAGCAGAAUCAGAAUCUCCGGUUAGCAGUGUUGCGAUCAAACAAGCAGUAGGUGCAGCACUGUGUUCUUUCACGCGCUAAACAAGCGCCGUUGAAACAGUAGUUCAGUGUGCAAAUUUGCUAACGCCGUUUUGGUACGCAAUCAUCCGCGCUAUGGCUUAAAACAGUCAAUUUGUUGUAGAGUGUAAAGUCGCCCCCUUAAGCAAGCAAGAUGAUGUAGGAACUGAAGCAACUGAAACAUGAAAUUGCGUGUUGGUGUAUUUUGCAGUAAUGCAUUUGUGCACUUACUCAUAUGUGUAUACGUGCGUUCCUUAUAGCUUAUUCGGUUCAAAGGUCCAGAAAAGGCUAAAACAUGAAAUUCAGAAAAAAAGGCAGACUACAGCUUUGGUUCUAAUAGAUGUCGAAGCCUUUGUACGAACAUCAAUCUCUAAUCAAUAUCAUCACGUAUUUGUUUGUAGGCUUUUUUUUCGCAUUGAAAGAAAAAAGACAAACUUUCGCUGUUGAAGCCGUUUGCGUUCUUCGCACAUGUGAAAGAUUACUGGACUCUGCCAGCACUAUAAAAAAUGACACAUGCACUUUACCAACAAUGGGCGCAGUACUGAGCCAUUUCUGUUACGCUUGUGGGAAAAAAUAAUCUCAUUUUUUCUGAGGAAGGUGACGGGUAUUCUUUAUUUUAGGAAUUAUAUUUUUUCCCCGAAAGAUGGUUGACGAUGGAUGCCAACGCCGUAACUUUUUGACAAAAGUCAUUCUUCUCAAAAACAUUUGGUUCGGUGAUGCGUGUUUGCUCACUUUUGGCGACAGGUACUUUUAUAUAUAUAUAUAUCGCCGAAAAAGUUCACGCAGGUGAAUGCCGUAAGAACAGUCUUAACUGUGACGAAUGCAAUAGGCUGAGUGGGAAAUGAGAUUUCAUUGAUACGUG
This is a messenger RNA of Rhipicephalus microplus (southern cattle tick), 3395 nucleotides long. RefSeq lists its product as uncharacterized. The record is from RefSeq and is a predicted model, not a curated record. Gene Ontology annotation, biological process: positive regulation of transcription by RNA polymerase II. Gene Ontology annotation, molecular function: DNA-binding transcription factor binding; transcription coactivator activity. Gene Ontology annotation, cellular component: nucleus. Lineage: Eukaryota; Metazoa; Arthropoda; Arachnida; Ixodida; Ixodidae.